Molecule: messenger RNA, 558 nt
Organism: Aspergillus heteromorphus CBS 117.55
Lineage: Eukaryota; Fungi; Ascomycota; Eurotiomycetes; Eurotiales; Aspergillaceae
Exons: 2
Coding region: 1-558 (185 amino acids)
Biological process (GO): autophagy of mitochondrion
Cellular component (GO): mitochondrion
Source: RefSeq, a predicted model, not a curated record
AUGGCGUGCCCCAUCACCGUCUCCAAAUUCGUGGGUACCGUUUCCCUCGGCCUGCUCACGGGUCUGUCAUACUCCGCAUCCACCGUCGCAAUCCCAUCCCUCAGCCUCCUUCCCACCGCGGCCACGGCCUCCCGGUCUUUCAGCGAAGUGAAGCGCUUGAACCGCAAGCAUGGUCUGCGGCUGACCAACAUCGCCAACGGGUGUCUCCUUUUCGCAUUCUGCCUCUCCUCCAAACAGCGCAAGCACCCCUACUUGAUCUGGAUGUGCGUCACCUCCACGAUCGGUUCCUACGGCAUGGACUACUGGUUCCACCGCCAGGACGGCGUCAAGGCCUGGUUCCGGUCCGUCCUGCAGGACGUCGGGUGCUGCCACAAGGCUGCCCAGAAGCAAAAGAAGGAGGAGGAUAUCGUGGUCGUUGAGGCGGAGGAGAAUGUCAACGGGGAGAGUGUGGAGCGGGAGAUGGCCAUCGAGCGUCGUUUCCAACGGGUGCGGGCUGUUUUCUCGGGCGUUGCGCUGGCGAUGGGCAUCAUUGGCCUUUGGGGCGACCGUCGGCCUUGA